Messenger RNA from Eucalyptus grandis, 693 nucleotides. Its product is annotated as putative receptor-like protein kinase At3g46340. The coding region runs from base 1 to 693 and encodes 230 amino acids. The record is from RefSeq and is a predicted model, not a curated record. NCBI's taxonomy places the organism in Eukaryota, Viridiplantae, Streptophyta, Magnoliopsida, Myrtales, Myrtaceae. The transcript has 2 exons.
AUGGGAAGUGGAAUACCUUUCAUUUCAGCUCUGGAAUUAAGAGUUUUGAACAAUAGCAUCUAUGGAAUUGGAUCUGGGUUCUUGAGGAAUAUUUGCAGGUACGACAUGGGAACAAGCCCUGAAUCAUUUACAAGGUACCCAUUGGAUGUUUAUGAUCGCAUCUGGUGGGGCGAUCUUAAUUACUACCGGCUUUUGCCCAGCGCCGGAGCAUCUGCUACAUCCUUGUCCGACAACAACGAUGCGUACAAGGUUCCAGGGGAAGUUCUUAUGACCGCUGCAACCAUGAGCAACGGUAAUUCAUCCUUGGGAUAUAGUUGGACACCCCCGAACCCAUACGUUCCUCCAGGUAAAUGGAUCUUCUACGUCCAUUUUGCCGAAACCCGGAGUUUGCCUAAUGGCCAACAAAGGGAGUUCACAGUUUCCAUCAAUGGUAAUCAAUUCACAAAGAUUGUGACGCUCGAGUACUUAAAGCCAGUGACUAUAGUCUCCACUCCGGUUACUGGGUCCCAGAUCAACAUCUCGAUCAGUCGCACAUCAAAUGAAUCUCCAUAUCUGCCAAUCCUUAAUGCCAUCGAGAUCUUCAGCAUUGUUGGAGUCCCCAAUGUUCAAACAGCCGAAGAUGAUGGUAUUUCCCCUACUUACACAUGUUUUUCUAGCGCCAAUUCGAAUGUUUUGCUACCAGAAGUCUUCUAA